UCUCGACGAGUCCAAACGGAAUAAUAUCAUCGCUACUGUCUGUAACGUGCCUAUACAAUAUUAUUCAACUCGAAUCACUCGUAUAGGUUCAUAUUAUACCUUUAUCCUAGUGUAGUGUGUCGUCAGUAUAACGCCGUCCAGACGAUUCCGAUGAUGUUCUGUGACUUGACAGUCACUAUAGGUCACUUCACAGUAACUUCAAUAAUUAUUCACAGAAACUUCAAAUUCGUUCUUGCUGUAUAAUCUGCCCACGGGAAAGAGAAAAAGACAAUUUUAUUUGUGUGUUUUUCAUCACGAUUAAUAAUAAUGAGUGAACCGUCGCCCAGAGGAAACGAAUGCGACAGAUCAGUCAUACAAGUAAGUGAUUUUUCAUUAUUACAAUAUUAUUAUUAUUAUUAUUAUGUAUAAACGUAAGUAAAGGUAAUACAUAAUAGUAAUAAGCACUUUUGAAUAGUUUUUGCUAUCGAUAAUUUUCGAUUGUAUAAAUGAACUAUUGAGUAUUUCAUUCGCAUAUUAUUUUGUUCCUGUAAACUUAUAAUCGGAAAAACUAUCGAAUGUUUCGAAAAACAAUUCGUUUUAUAGAAACUUAAGUUAGACGGUAAUUAUUAAGUAAAGUUACAAAUUUACAAAAAUACGAGUUACCCACCUACUUUUUUUUUUCGGUUGAUAACAUAAUAUUACUUGUAAUUUUUUUAGUAAUUGAUUAAUUUUUAUAAGAUUAGUUAACAGUGUUAUGCCUAGUAUUUUUUUUUUAUUAUGCGGGUGACCACUAUACGAGAGUAAAAUAUGUGCUCAUAAUUAACUAAAAAAUAAUUUCUAAGGUACCUGUACCUAUAACUUGUUAGGUAUCUAUAUCUACUUUUGUUGUGCUGUAAUGUUAUCUGAAGUCCGAACAAAAGUUAUUAAAAACGGGAAAUUAUUUUUGGUAUAGGUAUACAUAUCGAAAUUAAUGGAAAGCAAUUUUGUCAACCAACAAAAAUAUUAUUAAACUCGUACUGCCGAAUGAAGCUUAGCAAGUUACCAGACCCGAUACUUACGAGCUGUAGGUAGCGUGUCAUACGUGUAUGCGACAUAUUUAACGGGACUAUGGCUGAGGGGUUCCUUUAUUAUACAAUGUUUCAAAAAAACAAUUAAAUUAAUACAAUCAGUAUUACCAUACAUUAAAUAAUGAAUAAAAAGUUUGUUCACUACUUUACGAUUAUGGUAACCAGUACACUCUUCGCUCACAGUUACUAUAUAUUAUACUAUACUAUACCGUGUAUAAUAGGUAUAGAGAUGUCCCAUCUAUGUAUAUAUUAUCUAUGGGAUUUACAGACUAUGAAUGGCUAUCAUUUUGAUCAUUGAUGAUGGCUAUCACGAACUAAGAUAUUUUAGUUAGUGUUAGCUACUUAUAAGUUAUCACGUAUCAGAUACGAGAUAUCAAUAAAUUUUGUAAGAUUUAUAUGUUUACCAAAAAAAUUUAAAUCGAGCAAUUUUAUAAAAAUAGGUAAGCUUAACAAGCCGUCCCAUACGUUUCCCUUUAAAAAAUAAGUAGGGAUACACUAAAAUAUCCAACAAACUAGUUCUGGUACUUAAUCCUCGGGGUUCCCCCUCCCUUAAAUCAAGCACUACCUAUAUGUAUAUAUAUAUAUACCUAACCUAACCUAACCUAAUCUAACCUUAUAUAUAUAUAUAUAUAUAUAUAUAUAUAUAUAUAUAAUAUACAUAUACAUACGUAUGUAUAGGACAUAGGUGCUAUAAUGUACAAUAUAUGUCAGUGUUUUUCAACCAUUUUACUGUCACAACCCCCUAAAUGAAUAUUUAAUUUUUUUUAAAGUCACUUUGUUUUUUCAAUCUGAGAAAACACGUUUUUAAUUUUAAAACGUUACACAUGUUUUUCGCAUUAAGCUCAAUAUGAAACUUUGAAAUAUAAUAAACAUGAUAAAAUUAUGAUUGACACGCGCAAUAACAAUCGCGUUGAUAGAUAACAGAAAAAUCGUUUAUCGCUUAAUAUCUAAAUUGACUAUUAUGAUUUUUUCCCAAUAAUACCCUAUAUAUAACCAUAUUGGGUACUCGUAAAAAAAACAUUAUAUUAUUUAUUAUUAAAAGAUAAGGAGACCCUUUUCUUCUUUUGCUCGCUGGCUCGUCCGGUUAUAAAUUGUCAAACUGUCUUGCUGCACCAGGAGAACGUCACGCGGAUUGUGUACGUGAACAAUAAGUCACAGGUGAACGUCGGCUCACCGUCGGUGACAGUGCCGUCGAACGCGAUCACGCACUAUGAUCAAAGCUCGUCGGACUCGUCGUCGAUUUGCACAUUGAACAACGUGGUGUUGCCACCGAUCAGCUACGAUUAUCACCACCACCAGACGUUGAUCGGGUCCAGCGUGCCGGUACAGCCGCCGCCGCCGCCGCCGCCGCCGCCGCCACCACCGCCGCCGCCGUCGAUGUCGUCGGUACAGGUGUACAGCGGUACCGAUGAACAUCAUCACCAAUAUACGACCACGGUGCGGGGCACCGGUUGCUUCAUACAGACGGAGAUGAAGCCCAACGCGAGGGUCCGAUCGUACGAAUCCGAGAGAGGUACACAUUUUCGUUACAAUAAAUAACUACGCACAGAGCGGUGAAAUUAUCUGACAUUGGCUUAAUAGCUUUAUAAUAGUUCAUAUAAUGCUGCAAUGUAUUGAAAAUAAAUUAUGACUACCGAUUCAAAAUCAUUGUUUUCGCGUAUCUAAUAAGUUUGAUAUUUGUCAAUUAUAAAAAAAAAAAAAAAAAAAAUCACUCCCAGUUUUGCGCUAAAAUAAAAUAAAAAAUCACUAAAAUUGAAUUUUAUUAAAAUAAUAACCUUUAUUAACUCUAUUCAAAUUAAUUAUAAUACUAUAAUGCAAUGCAUUUUGAACUCAUUUAAGAAAAAAAUACCGAAUAUCUACUACACUAUCCUUGCCCUAUAACAGUUAAAGGUAUUAUACAUUUUAUACUUGACUAAUAUAAUUAAGAAAUUAUAUAAUUUUUAAUUUAAAGUUUUCUUUUUGCAUUUUAAUUGUAUUUAGACAUUUUUUUUUAGAAACUAUUGCAGUAGUUAUACCUUUUUUAUUUUAUUAUAAUUAAUUUUUAAUUAACUAAUAUUACUUUUGGCUUUGAAUUAAUAAUUCUAUAACUCUACAUUCUAUAUAAUUUCUCAAUGUAUUAUGCAUAGUUUUAUGUACAGAGCGAUUCGUUACAGUCAAUUUUUCCACGAAUUACUUAAUUUUUUAAUAAACGACUUAUUUAAAAAUAUUUUAUAAUCAUAUAUUCUAAAAUGUUACAUUGUCCUUAUUUUUUGUGGUGAAUCCGGCUACUUAUUUUUUGUUUUAUAAUUACAAUCUGUAUUGAAAAUAUUCCAUAAAUAUAUUAAUAAAUUUCGGUGUGAAAAUCAAAAGCAAGUAACUGAUUCAUCCUCAAAAAUAAGAGUAACAAAAAUAAGAACAACGUAACAUUUUAGAAUAUAUGAUUAUAAAAAGUUUUUAAACAAGUCAUUUAUUGAGAAAAUAAAAUAUAACAUGAAUUUUAGAAGACCCUGUUUAUGUAUAGGUAUAAUCCUUUAGAAAAUGAUGAACAAAAUCAACGUAGGUACCUUCUUAAUAAUACAUUAUCGUACCCUUCGUAAAUACCAUUCGAAAGUUCUAACCUUUUUUUUCACAAGAUUUUAGAUUCGAAGCGUAGCAAGGAAUGUAUUGGUUUACCUUGAUGUUUUUUUAAAAUUUUUUUUAUACUGUAUACAAAAUUACUACUAGAAGUCUUGUUCCGAUGUAUCAAGUAUAGCAUCUUUUUUGAUAGGAAAUUUUACUUACUUGGUACUUUAAGCCGGUUACUUUUUGAUUUUCCAAGGAUGGUGCGUGCCGUAAUGUCGCAAUAAUAAUAAUCUUCAACUUCGUCUUAUCUAUAAUGACUUUGGCGGCGGUAGACAAUUGCCCAUCGCCUCGCACAGUGCCGGAAUAACCUAUAAGCAAAUUGAGCACUUAAGGCCCUCGAAAAAAAUUCGGCCUGUACAUUUUUUUUUUUUUGCUGAGAAAAUUUAAAAUCUAUAGAUUUGCAAACGAAGUUGAUGGUCAAACUAGAUCCGGCAUCAGCCGAAUAUUUUUCGGACAACAUCUGCCGAAUUAUUCGAUAAUUUAUCAGGAACAAAAUUCAGCCGACAGAAAUGGUCGGACUACAUCCGGAUUUCGGUUGAAUUCAUCAAAAUUAUAUAGGUAGUACACAUCCAUGUAUUCACACCCAUCUAUGUAACAAAAUGUUUUGUUUUCAUCGGGCAUUGGCCAUGUACGACCGAAUUUAUCGGAUGACCAGUACAAUUUAAUUUCAUACUUAUAUUUUUUUUCGUCCAUAUUCGGCAAUAUUCGGCCGUACGUUAAUUCGACCGAUACCGGGUCUAAUCUGACCGUAGUUUAAUUAAGUUUGAUUAUAAUAUGAUCGGUAUAUACCUAUAUUUCACGAUUAUGGCCGAACUCCGUGGUAGAAUUCAUAAAAUCUCUAGACCUGGAUGAUGUUAUUCCAACUUUUUCAAAUGAAAAAUCUAGAAAAAAAUAAUUAUGCAUAGAUAAAGAGUAUAGACAAGUGAACAGUUGCAACGAUGACAGUGACUAAUUUCAUAAUGAAUAUACAUAUAUUUUAGUAUUUACCUAUAAUUUAAAAAUAUAUUUGACACGAUAAUAAAUUAAAUAUUAUUUAUAUUCAUAAACAAAAUUAUAAUUUUUUUUUUUUGUUUAAAUUUACAAUUUAAAAGCACAGUUGAGAUAUAGGACAGGUAUACCUUUUUUUUUCUCUUUAUGGCCAAUUAGGCCCGUUUGACUAAUUUGCUUAAAGCCCGGGAAACACUUGAUCCGGUACUGGCCCCACAGGUAAGUGUAGUAGUUGUCGGAGCGCUCGGACCGAGCACUAUAGGUACACGAUUGCUCCGUUCGUUUUGGAACAUAUAUUGUAUCCAUGCUGUUUUUUGUUAAUACAUCACUUUUCCACAAAACGAAACACUUUAAUUUAUUUAUAACGAACCGAGAACAAACGUAGAGAUAAACGGACAAAUAUUUACAGCGUAACGAUUUCAUGAUUUUGCAUUUUCGUAACUUAUGUAUUCUACCAAAAAUAUUACUCUAAUAUAAAAACGACAAGAUACCUUUCUUGUUUGUGUACAGUUGGUCCUUGAGUAGCUUGAUUAGCUUAAUAUAUUUUUUAAAUAUAUAAUUCACGAAUAUUUUAAAAUCAAAAAGAUUGAACAAUAUUUUUACAUAACAAACUCAGAAAUAUAUCGACUUAAAAUAUCAUUAAUAAAUAACUGGAUGAAAAACUGUUUUCUGAUGAUAAGAUCUGGACGAAAACCUAUUCAGUGACUAUACAGAAUAAACCACCUUGUUAUAGUAAUUCAUUGAGGUAUUUAGCGCAGAAUAGGGACAUGUCUUGGAUUUGUCCUUUUUCAGCACUAAAUACUAACACUAACACUAAUUUGCGUUAUAAAUUUGGUAUGCCUAAAAUAAAUACAAUUAUAAUUCAGUAUUUUCACAAAAUUUUCAAAAAUAAUAUCAUAAUUUUGGCCGUGUUCUAAAUUGAAAAUUGAAAAUAGGCUUCCUAAGAAAUUUAGAAAAUCUGUCAACCAACGCAUACAUACUUUAUAAAUUUACAAUGGACAUCGGGAAGAAUUUCUAAUUUCUAGUUUAAAAACUAGCUUCCGCUCCUAUAAUACAAAUACGUUCAAAAUUAUAAAUUUAUAAGCAUACAGAUAAUAUGGGAAACGACCCACUGUCUUCUAAGAUAGUAAAUCAUAUAUAUGGUCAUUACACACGUGCAGUUUAAUGAUUAUUGCUUUAUUAGAAGUUCGUUUUUACUGUUGAAUAUUUUAUAAUAUUUGUUUUUACUUUAAUACGGUCAAUAGGAUGGGAUGAAGCACCUUUAGCCCCUCCCCCUUGGGUACGCUACUACAAGGUACUUACUAACGAGAUUUUCCACCGACGACUUACGUAUAGGUAUAGCUUAACAAAAAAAUUACCAAUCCGCCUUUUUCGUAGAUUACAAAAAAUCUGCAUGCGAUCGAGAACGUACGAGAAUGCGAGACAUGAACAAGGCAUUCGACUUGCUGAGAAACCGCUUGCCCAAGAGUAAACCGCCUGGCAAGAAGCUAUCUAAAAUCGAAUCAUUGAGGUCAGUAUAAAUUAGUAUCUGCCAAUUGUAUACUAUAAUGUAACCAAAGCCCAGUGCUCAGUGGCAUAACGUGGUAUAAUGUUGAAGCAAACAUAAAAAAAUAUACUUAUCUAUACCUCUAUCUAUGUUUACUAUCACUAAAGACGCUCGCAAUUUAUUUUACUAUUUUACCUCACAAGUUACAAAAAUAAGCUACUAAAUAAACACUAUCGAGAAAUAUGCAAUAGUUUGAAGUCGAGAAGUAGAGAAUAGUGACUCCGUACACUCUAAACAUUUUUUGGAAAAUCAUGAGUAUACUCUCAGAUAGAUUUUUAAAUUCUGAGUGUAGCGAAGAAUGUAUUUAUUUUAAAAUGAUGAUUAUUUAUUUUUAUUUUUUUUUUUUUUUUUUCAUAUAUACUGUAACAACAAUUUCUACCAGAAAUCUUGCUUUGAUAUGUAAGUGUAGCACCUUUUCUGAAAUAUUGUCUAGAUGGUACUUUAUAGGGAAAUCAUUUUUUGGUUGUCUUUUGCUGUAAUUCAGUUAAAAAUAUUUGUUGGGACUUGAAAUUUGAACAGAAAACUAUAAACUUAUAUUUUUGCCUUUUCUAGACGUAGUCAAAUUUUCAAAAUAUUUUUAUCCAUGUUUAAGCUAAUUAUAGACAUUUUUACCUUUGCGAGUUUUGUACGUAGUUUUUAUUCGAUAGAUAUUCUGUAGAUAAAAUUGUAACACUAAACAGAAAAAAAGCUUGACAAUUUAAUAUCAUGUUCAUUAAAAUUUGUAUUUUGUUCUCGAAAAACAAAUGUAAGCUUAAUGUAGUAUUUUUUUUAUAAAGAAAUAUUUUAAUAUCAAAUUUCGACGAAAAUCAUUUAUGGAAUUAAUUAUUUGGAACAAAUCUAGUUACUGGUCUAUGCAAAUUAUUCAUUUUUUUUUUGUAUUUUGUUUAGAACAUAUUAUACGUAUAUUGCCGAUUUGAGAACGAUGGUAAAGUGAAAAUUGAGCAGACUGACUUAGUUUUGAAAUUAUAGCUUUUUGAAGUUCUGAUAUUAUGCGGACAUGAUAUGUGUUAUGUUUAAUAACUAAAUAUUGUUAAUUAUAUAAUAUGUCUGUCGUAGUCUAGUGGUGGCACAUACCUGUUGUCAUUCCAGAGAUUUCAAGUUCAAACCCGAGUUCCGAAAAAUGUUUUUUGCAAAACCACGUCGGGUAGGUAACAAGUAAAAAAUGCGCCUAAAGCUCCGAGCCGUCGUAAUAUGGGACAUACAAUAAGUACAUAUGUAUUAUUGAAAAGGCAAUACUAUUAACCGAGCUCCACUCAGAGUCGUUUUUCGUUAUCAAUGAUUAAUCUUUGAUUACAGAUUUACAAAAAAUUCUCCUUUAUAUCCCACCUUCAAACUUUUCAUCUACACCAGUGGUCCAUCUAUCGAGCGGAUGUCCAUCUCUUUUUGUUUAAUUUGUCAUGCUAUAAUAUUAUUAUAAUUUCUCGUUCAAUGUUCAUAUUGUUUAUGCAACUUAAAACGUCAAUACAAAAUAGUAAUACAAAUUGUAUUUAUUUCAGUAAAUAUAACUAAAAAAUUUAAUAUUUUCUUAUGAUAUGCUUUUAUUUAGAUUCUGAGUGAAGCGAGGAAAGUUUUACUAUGAUGUGUGUAAAUAACUUUUCUACCAGAAAUUGUACUUCAUUCAAAAACUUUAUUGAGAAUUUUUUUGUUGUAUUUUUUAUCUUAUUAGUUAAUUGAAAAAACACAAUGUAUUUUAAUUUCAUCAUCUUUUUGUAAUGAAUUGAGUCUGUUUGAAUUGUCGGUAGCAUUUUUAAUAAUAGUGCUAUUAUAAACUAAACAUCAUUGUUCAUUUAACAAAUACAUUUUAUUGACUGCUGUAUUUGUCGAAGGGGUGGUGAAUGACAUUCCAAUUCUCCCUCCCCCUGGAGUAUACUUAUAAUAAACGUUCAACAUAUUUGGUAAACCACUCACCCACCCAUUCUAGUCAUUAGCCACGGGUAACCAUACUAAUACUCUCGAAACUUACAGUAGGUUUUAUGGCAGGUAACGUGUAACUAUUUUGAAUACCUACUUGGAUAAAUGACGUAUUAUGUAUGCCUAUCUAAUAUCACGAUCGUGUUGUUUGCACACCGCAGGAUGGCCAUCCGGUACAUAAGGCAUUUACAAGCGAUCUUAGAAUUUGGACCAGAAUACGAGACGAAACUGUACUCUGUGCCGUGCACUCAAUACCUGCCGCCGCCGACGUACUACGGUUACCAGCCACCGUACGGCCAAUGUUGGACUACCGGUGAUUACGCGCCAAACAUUAACAAUCAAUAUUGACCGCGACAUAUCUGCAAUACCUGUAUCAUUGGUCCCAUGGGACGAAAAUCUUAGGUCAAUUUUUGGCUUUUUAUUUUUAAUAAUCUUAUCUCAUGUGAGUGCCUCUUUAUUUUUCGGUCUAAAUAGCGUAAGUAUAUAUGUAUAAUAAUAAAUGACGUGCCCGGGGAUUUUCAAUGGGAAGGAACGCAGCAAAUAAAAAUCGUAAAAUCGCCUUCUUUAUCCAAUUCGAUAAUGGGAAUUGGUAAUUUAAAAGCCGGGUCCUAAAAAAAAAAAAAAAAACCAAUUUCUAAUCAAUACAUCAAGCAUUUCCUCAUAACUUGGCUGAAAUAUAUACAUUUCUAAUAGUAAUAACAACUUAAAUUUGUUUGUACUUUUAAGCUAAUGUAGGGGUAUGACCCCUAAUCUCCCCCUCCUGCAUACGCCACUGUCCACGAUGUAUAUUCUAAAACGUGUGAUAUCUAAACCGACAAUUAAAGUAUCCUAAGUCAUUUAGCGAUUAUGUUCACUUAGUAUUUACUUAAUAACAGAAAAGAGACUUGAUUCGGGAAGGCUAAAUCCCCCAAGCCCUCCCUUAUUUGUGCCUAUAGUCAUUAUGAUUUUUAUUUGGCAAAAGGCAAAAGUCAGAUACAGAGUGUCUGACGUACAGUGUUAUCCGUAUGCUAAUAAUUCUGUCGAUAUUUAUUUUUUUUUUUUUCAAUUAGGAAUCGUGUGAGGGGGACACAUAUAUAAAGACAAAUUUAAUUUUUAUUUUCAUUCAUUAAUUAUUGAAAAAUAUAUCUUUAUAUUUUAUCACUUUUCAAAAUUUUCAAAAUAGCUGUUUUGUAAAAUAUAUUAUUCUUAACAUUUUAAUGUAACAUACAUUAAUAUCAGAUCGAUUCUUAGUAAUAGCCAUUUUUAUUUAUAGAAAAUUGGUGUGAAAACAAUUAAUUUUCAAUAGAAUAACACAAUACGCGAUAUGGAAUCGCAAUCAGCACGGUAAUCCCUUAUAGUCGAUUGAAUAUUAAUUUUUUUCACGCCUAUUUUCUAUACAUUAAAGCCACUUUAACUAAAUAACUGUUAGGUAAUCGGAUAUGAAUGUAUGAUACAUUACAAUGUUUAGGAGAACGUAUUUUAUAAAAUGGUUAUUUUGAAAAUGUUAAAAAGUGGAAGAACGUUAAUAAAAAAGUUAAUUUUCUCAGUGUUUAAGAGAUGAAAAUAAAAAUUUAAUUUUUCUCUACUACAUACGGGAGUUCCCUUCACACACAAAAAAAAAAAUAUAAAUAUUGACAAAGUUGUUAGCAUAAGAAUAACACUGUAGGGUACUCUGUAUUCAGUACAUAUAGCAAUUUAGUCAUUUAGUAGCGAUUUUCAAAAUUUAAUUUACUCGCAUAGUUGAAUACUUUUUGGUAGCUAAGUAGUUGACUACCUACCUACUCUUUUUUUAGUUUAGCCCUCCUUUCCCUGGGACCAAGGAUACAUUAUAACAUUCCAACUAAUUAUUGGCGAUAUUACGAACACUAAUUAUACGGAUUCCGCGUGUGUCUAUAUUUUUAUAAACUGUAAACAUUUACAAUUACCAAUAAUUCUACACAAAUAGUUUAAUCAUUAGCUUCGAUUUGUAUACUAGGUGUCUAAUAUAAGGGGGCCGCGCACGAUAUCAAUACAUAAUAUUACGGUUUAUUUUGCUUAAAAGCCUUACAUUUACCUAUGUAAGUAUAGUCGAAAGCCAUAACAAAUUAUUGUUCAAACAAAAUGAUAAAAAUUGAUCGUACUCAAACUCUUAUUGUAGUUUUUAGAAACAUAAUUUUCAAACUCGUUGUCCGAUGAGCCAUUUAAAAAGUUUUUCUUUUAUACUAGAAAAAAAAAAAUUAUCGAAAUUACACUGUUUUUUUGCGGCGUGCGAUUUUGUAUGUUUUGAACAAAGAAACGGGUCACGCGCAGGCCCCGAAAAUCGAACCGAAUUUUAAAGAAAAAAGAAACAUCAAUAUUCAAAAUAAAAUAUAUGCAAAAUAUUGUAUAACAUUACUCCGUAACACAAUAAUUGUAUAAGUUGAUGGCGAAAUUCGAUAUGUAGAUUACACAUUAUACAAAAUUUUCAGCUAGAACUAUUUGGAUGCCUACCUACCCGAAAUAGUUUUAGCUGGGAGUACUUGAGCACCUCUGUUCGUUUGAUUGUUGGCAUAUUUCAGUUCGUAACAUCACUGUUGUGUGGGUUUGUACCUAUUAUGUAUACUAUUUAAUUAUAAUGUGUGAUUAAUUUUUUUUUCCUAUUUUACUAUUUGUCGAAUAAUAUAUAAUAUUAUUGUAUAAAUAGAAUUAGUAGAAUUUUUUAACGUUGAAUAUAUUUUAUUCCUGUAUUAUAAACGGAAAGCAAUUGUAUUAAGUAUAAUUUUCAAUUGUAAUUGAUUUGCCUGUCGAUUGUAACAUUUUUUUUUUUUUUUUUGGGAGAUUUUAAUAAUUUUGUUUUUCUUAUAUCAUUAUACGAUUUAUAUUUUAAUACGAGUUGUAUAAAUAUUAAAUAUAUGGGUUUUAAACGGUUUCGAAAUUUCAAAAC
Molecule: messenger RNA, 10972 nt
Organism: Cinara cedri
Lineage: Eukaryota; Metazoa; Arthropoda; Insecta; Hemiptera; Aphididae
Source: the annotation of a GenBank genome assembly